AUGCCUGCCUCAGCGCACAACCUGAGCGUGGUGGGAAAGUUAAAGAACAUGACGGUGGACGAGUGCUUCCAGUCUCGGAACACAGUGCUCCAGGGGCAGCCCUUCGGGGGUAUCCCCACCGUGCUGUUCCUCAACAUCAUCUUGUGGGUGCUCAUCCUGGUGGUUUACUCCUUCCUCCGAAAAGCUGCGUGGGACUACGGGCGCCUGGCUCUGCUGAUACACAAUGACAGCCUGACCUCGCUGAUCUACGGGGAGCAGAGCGAGAAGACAUCUCCCUCGGAGAUCUCUUUGGAGAUGGAACGCAGGGACAAGGGCUUCUGUUCCUGGUUCAUCAACAGCCUCACCAUGAGGGACGAGGAUCUGAUCAGCAAGUGUGGGGACGACGCGCGCAUCUACGUCACGUUCCAGUACCACCUCAUCAUCUUCAUGCUCAUCAUCUGCAUCCCCUCCCUGGGCAUCAUCCUGCCCAUCAACUACACGGGAAACGUUCUGGACCGGAGCAGUCACUUUGGGCGGACCACCAUCGUCAAUGUCUCUACAGAGAGCAAGCUCCUGUGGCUGCAUAGCCUCCUGUCUUUCCUGUACUUCAUCACCAACUUCAUAUUCAUGGCUCACCACGCCAUGGGGUUUGCGCCCAAGAAGAGCCAAAAGGUCACAAGGACACUAAUGAUCACCUAUGUGCCCACAGACGUCGAAGACCCAGAAAUCAUCAUUAAGCAUUUUCAUGAAGCCUAUCCAGGGUGCAUGGUGACCAGAGUCCACUUCUGCUAUGACGUCAAGAACCUGAUCGACUUGGAUGAUCAGAGGCGCCAUGCCAUGCGGGGCCGACUCUUCUACACAGCCAAGGCCAAGAAGACCGGGAAGGUGAUGAUUAGGAUCCACCCCUGCUCCCGCCUGUGCUUCUGCCAGUGCUGGACCUGCUUCAAGGAGGUAGACGCAGAGCAGUACUACAGUGAGCUGGAGGAGCAGCUGACCGAUGAGUUCAACGCGGAGCUCAACCGUGUCCCGCUGAAGCGACUCGACCUGAUCUUUGUCACCUUCCAGGACUCGCGGAUGGCGAAGCGCGUCCAGGAGGAUUACAAGUACGUCCAGUGUGGCGUGCACCCCCAGCAGUCCUCAGUGACCACCAUCGUCAAGUCCUACAACUGGAGGGUCGCUCUCGCCCCACACCCCAAAGACAUUAUUUGGAAACACCUCUCUGUCCGCCGCUUCUUUUGGUGGGCCCGCUUCAUCUUGAUCAACACCUUCCUCUUCUUCCUCUUCUUCUUCCUCACCACGCCUGCCAUCAUCAUCAACACCAUUGACAUGUACAACGUCACCCGCCCCAUCGAGAACCUGCAGAGCCCCAUCGUGACCCAGUUCUUCCCCUCCGUGAUGCUCUGGGCCUUCACGGUGAUACUGCCUUUGAUCGUCUACUUCUCCGCCUUCCUAGAGGCCCACUGGACCAGAUCAAGUCAGAAUCUGAUCAUAGUGCACAAGUGCUACAUCUUUCUGGUGUUCAUGGUGGUCAUUCUGCCCUCUAUGGGACUGACCAGUUUGGAUGUCUUUUUACGCUGGCUCUUUGACGUCUACUAUCUGGAGCAGGCGUCCAUCAGGUUCCAGUGUGUGUUCCUGCCAGACAACGGCGCCUUCUUCGUCAACUAUGUGAUCACGGCAGCUCUCCUUGGCACGAGCAUGGACCUGCUACGCCUGGGGUCGCUCUGCUGGUACAGCACCCGCCUCUUCUUCUCCAGGUCGGAGCCGGAGAGAGCUCAUAUCAGAAAGGACCAGGCCACAGACUUCCAGUAUGGGCGAGAGUACGCUUGGAUGAUGAACGUCUUCAGUGUGGUGAUGGCGUACAGCAUCACUUGUCCCAUCAUUGUCCCUUUCGGGCUGCUCUACCUGGGCAUGAAGCACUUAACAGAUCGCUAUAACAUGUACUACUCCUACGUGCCCACCAAGCUGAACGAGCAGAUCCACAUGGCCGCCAUCUCCCAGGCCAUCUUCGCACCGCUCUUGGGUCUGUUCUGGAUGCUCUUCUUCUCCGUCCUGCGGUUAGGUUCCCUCCACACCAUCACCAUCUUUUCCCUGUCCAACCUCCUCAUUUCCAUAGUAGUUGCUUUUGUUGGCAUCUUUAUGGGGAAGUUUUGGAUGACCCCUGACUACGAGCCUGAGGAGGAGGAGAUCCGGACUGUGUUCGACAUGGAGCCGAGCAGCACCUCGUCCACGCCCACCUCCCUCCUGUACGUGGCCACCGUGCUGCAAGAGCCGGAGCUGAAUCUGACCCCAGCGUCCUCCCCAGCCAGGCACACCUACGGCACCAUGAACAGCCAGCAGCCAGAGGAAGGCGAAGAAGAGAGUGGUCUGAGGGGCUUUGCGAGGGAGCUAGACUCGGCCCAGUUCCAGGAGGGGCUGGAACUAGAGGGCCAGAGCCAGUACCACUGA
Messenger RNA from Propithecus coquereli (Coquerel's sifaka), 2424 nucleotides. RefSeq names its product transmembrane protein 63C (gene TMEM63C). Gene Ontology annotation, molecular function: calcium-activated cation channel activity. The record is from RefSeq and is a predicted model, not a curated record. Lineage: Eukaryota; Metazoa; Chordata; Mammalia; Primates; Indriidae. The transcript has 22 exons. The coding region runs from base 1 to 2424 and encodes 807 amino acids. Gene Ontology annotation, cellular component: plasma membrane.